Hydractinia symbiolongicarpus is the source of this 1254-nucleotide messenger RNA. RefSeq lists its product as uncharacterized. NCBI's taxonomy places the organism in Eukaryota, Metazoa, Cnidaria, Hydrozoa, Anthoathecata, Hydractiniidae. Bases 198 to 1154 code for a protein of 318 amino acids. The transcript has 2 exons. The record is from RefSeq and is a predicted model, not a curated record.
AUAGUUCCUGGGUACAAUGUAGUUAAGGCUUAGGUAAUCGAAACAUUUUCAAGCUUUUCCUUAUUUGGGUUAGAUGUUGACGGGAAUCUUCCUCAUUCGACAAAGACCUAUUUGUUUUAAGUUGAUACCUAUUCAUGACAAAUUGCUUUGAUAGUUUGUUACUUGCAAUUGCUUGUAUCUAGCUUAAAACCAUCGACAUGUUAAAAUGGCAAAAGUUGAACUCUCCCUUGCAGAGUGAUCAGGCUGAAUAUCAUUCUUUAAAAGACAUUAUCAAACGAGAAGAACUCCCUAUCUUGGUUCAAAUAGUCCUGCCAUGUUUCUUGAAAACUAAAGAAGUCCUAAAAAGCGAGCAAGAUGUCACGAUUUUGAAGAAAAAAAAAGUCACGUUGGUGAUGGGGAAGGAUGUGAAUGGGAUGGAAUUUAGAUUUAAUGCUUGUGAAGCAAAUACGGUUUUGAUAGACAGAUUGGUUAUUUUUUCGCCAGACAGUGUCGAAAUGUUAGCUAUGCUAUAUCCUAGAUUACUUUUCGUACCGAAGAAAGAUUUCACUUUUAGUAAUUAUCAUUUUUAUAUUGGAAAAGAAGUUGUAAUUGCUGAUUUCCACAAUGGACUGAAGCCUUCAGUACUAAUACAUGAGACAAAAAAUCCUAAUUGUAGUACGUGGGUGCCAUGCGAAAUAUUAUUACACCCAAACUUAUUUUCACCAUAUUUAGUGAAAGAAACCCUUGCAUUUGAAGAAGUUCUAAAGCCUUUCGAGCCGCAAAGCAUUCGUUUUCAUAACGCAGAGAACAAGAAGCAUUUGCCAAAUGGUAUAGUAACAUUAAAAAGUGUAAAGGUUUGCGAUUUGGUUGUUACAGCUACGACGAAAUGUUCUGGAACAUACGUUCGUUACGAGAUUUAUCCAUUAAACUCUAAAAUAAUGGCAAAAAGAUCACAAAAUGAUUUGCCAGAGCACAUGAAAGUACUUGGGAAAGAACAUUCUAAUGAGUAUCAAAGUUACCUAAAUCACAUUGAGAACCUCUUUCAUUACGAUUUGUAUGGACCUCGUUUUUAUGGAUUUUUGGAUGUAAAUAAUCAAAAGACAGACGUUGAAUCGGAACCAAUUGCAACUAGUUCAAUUCUUCAAGUUAUUAAUCAUUUAAGAAUAAAAAGAUGAUGAUCUGUUAUAAAUGUUUUGGUAAACAAUAAGCUGUUACUUGUAUUAUAAAUGUAAAUAUUUGUGCGCGAAUGAAUACCUAUUGUAAACCUGUACGAAA